This is a messenger RNA of Coregonus sp. 'balchen', 8367 nucleotides long. Lineage: Eukaryota; Metazoa; Chordata; Actinopteri; Salmoniformes; Salmonidae. The record is from the annotation of a GenBank genome assembly.
AUGACUCCUGAUUGUCCUUUAUGUGAACCUCCUUCUCCACACAGUAAUGAUGGUCAGUUUGACGUGGCUCUGUACGUCAACGUGCUGGUCUACAGUGAUGGGACAGUCAACUGGCUGCCUCCUGCUAUCUACCGCAGCAGCUGCCCUAUAGAGGUACAUUAUCAAUAAAUUAUUAUAUUAUUAUUAACCAAUAGAUUUAAUCAACCAGGGCUCGUAUUCAUAAAGCUUCUCAAAGUAGAACUGCUGAUCUAGGAUCAGGUCCCUAGAUCAGCACUCCCACUCUAAUAACCUUCUUUGCCUAUAGGUAACGUACUUCCCAUUUGACUGGCAGAACUGCACCAUGGUGUUCCGCUCCUACACCUACGACUCAUCAGAGGUGGACUUGCAAUACGCCCUGGAUGAGAAAGGAGAGGAGAUACAUGAGAUUAUCAUAGAUGAGAACGCCUUCACUGGUUAGAAUCCUCUCUCUUCUUGUCUCUUCUCUCUUCUGGCCUCUCUUUUCUUACCUCCUCUUCUUUUCCCAUCUCCCCUCUCCCCCUCAUCCCCUCAUCCCCUCUUCCCCCUUUCCCUCUCCAUAGAGAACGGGGAGUGGGCGAUCUGCCAUAAGCCCAGCAGGAAGAACGUGAACCCAGAGGACCUGUAUGAAGACAUCACCUUCUAUCUCAUCAUCGAGAGGAAGCCUCUCUUCUACGUCGUUAACAUCAUCGUGCCCUGCAUCCUCACCAUGGUCCUGGCCAUCUUUGUCUUCUAUCUACCACCUGGCGCAUGUCAGUCCCAUGCCAUACUAUGCCACAUAUGCACAUUAUGUCUCAUUGGCAUGUGUAACUUGCAUAGAGAUGGAGAGAGGGCACACUUGCCACAAAGCCUGCUUUAGCACAAAGAUAGGACUCUUUCCAUCUCUAUGAUGAAUUGAGCUGGGUAACUUGCCAUUGUUGAUUACACAGCAAGGAUGUAUCAUUAAGAAUAUAUGUUGUGCUCUGGGGAAGAUGUUAAAUGUAGUCUGUUUAUGAUGUUUUGGGGUUUAUUUCAAUUUUUUUAGAGCAGGGGUCUCAAACUGGCGGCCUGCGGUUUUUAAUGUGGCCCGCAUUUGUAAAAGAAGCAAUAUUUGUCAUUAGGUGGUUCAUAAUGUUUAAGCCCAGUCUUUAUCACUUGCCAGACAAUUACAGUAGAUCCAUAGCCGCCAUGUUUUAACCCUGUGUUUCCCUCUCUCUCCCAGGUGAGAAGAUGACCCUGUCCAUCUCUGUCCUCAUCGCUCUCACUGUGUUCAUGCUGCUGCUGGCUGACAAGGUCCCCGAGACCUCCCUGGCCAUCCCUCUUAUUGUUAACUAUGUGAUGUUCACCAUGAUCCUGGUCACCUUCUCUGUCAUCCUCAGUGUGGUGGUCCUCAACUUGCACCAUCGGACCCCCUACACACACAUUAUGCCCCCUUGGGUGCGCAAGGUGAGCUGUAGCGGUGCUAUGGACUGUGGGGUCUGUUUGAGAUAUAGACUCUAGGAUCCACAGCAUUCUUCUUCUUCAUUAUCUUUGCAAAACAUCUCUAUGCAAUUUCCUGCUUCUGCGCUGGUUCAAUGCCAAGGGGCCAUAUAUUUGCUACUUCCUGCUAAGACCUUGACCUUUGACCCCUUAUCCAGGUGUUCAUCCACUUCCUGCCGAAGUACCUGGGCAUGCAGAGGCCCCACUCAGAGGAGCCUUUGGAGGAGGAGCCUAGUGAUGACACGCCCCUCCAGAGCAUCGACGGACGCAGGCCGGGGGGAGAGUACUUCUUCAGGAAGAUCAACCCUGAACUGGUCCUACCCUGGAGAGGCAGGUAAGGUAUCAACUAACACACACACACACACACACACACACACACACACACACACACACACACACACACAUAGACCAGAGACCAGAGACCAGAGACCCAUCAGUAGAUCACAGCUAAUUCCUUUUGGUUUGAGACAGUCGUCUUGGCUACAAAGAUUUUGUGGUGAAGAGAUUCCUCUUCGACUGAAUACAAGCUAGCCAAAGCAUGAAUCUUCUUUUCAGCACUAUCCUGAGGCAAAGUAUAAAUGCCUUUUUCUCCUGUGCCAGCCUUGCUAUUAUAAUUAGGUACAUUGUAUGCCCAGGCUUGGCAGUAGUAUCAUCUUCUCUAGGCCAAUCUGCUAUAGUCUGGGAACCUUGUUCCUAUUCCUCCCAUCUCUAUACCCUCUAAUAUACUCUACUAUACUCUACACCAUCCCAAUAGUCUAGCACAGUAGGUCAUGUUCCUCCUAUAUAUUCAUAGCCUCUACUAUACUCUACUAUACUCUCCAUAGCCUCAACUGUGCUUUGCUUUACUCCACAUAGCAUCUACUCUACUACACUCUACUCUACUCUACUAUACUCUAAAUGACCUCUACUAUACUCCCCAUGGGCUCUACUAUACUACACUCUACUAUACUCUCCAUGGCCUAUACUGUACUCUCCAUGGUCUCUACUAUACUCUCCAUUGCAUCUACUAUACUCUCCAUGGCCUCUACUAUACUCGCCAUGACCUCUACAAUACUAUACUAUACUAUACUCUCAAUGGCCUCUACUAUACUAUCCAUGGGCUCUACUAUACUAUACUCUACUAUACUCUCCAUGGCCUAUACUAUACUAUCCAUGGCCUCUACUAUACUAUAAUCGACUCUCCAUGGCCUCUACUUUACUCUCCAUGGCCUCUACCAUACUCUACUAUACUAUCCAUUGUGUCUACUAUACUCUCAAUGGCCUCCACUAGACUCUGCUAUACUCUCCAUGGGCUCUACUAUACUCUCUGUGUCCUCUACUAUACUAUACUCUACUAUACUCGCCAUGGCCUCUACUCUACUAUGCUCUCCAUGGUCUAUACUAUACUAUACUAUACUCUCCGUUGCCUCUACUAUACUCUCCAUGAACUAUAUUCUCCAUGGGCUCUACUAUACUAUACUCUACUAUACUCUCUAUGGGCUCUACUAUACUAUACUAUCUAUGGCCUCUACUAUACUAUACUAUACUAUACUCUACUAUACUCUCAAUGGGCUCUACUAUACUCUCCAUAGAUAGCCUUCACAAAAUAGUUCCCACUAUACUGUCCAUCCCACUCAGUGAUGAUAUACAGUACCAGUGAAAAAUUUGGACAGACCUACUCAUUCCAGGGUUUUUCUUUAUUUUCUACAUUGUACAAUAAUAGUGAAGACAUCUAAACUAUGAAAUAACACAUAUGGAAUCAUGUUCUAACCAAAAAAGUGUUAAACAAAUCAAAAUAUAUUUUAUCUUCAAAUAGCCACCCUUUGCCUUGAUGACAGCUUUGCAAACUCUUGGCAUUCUCUCAACCAGCUUCACCUGGAAUGCUUUUCCAACAGUCUUGAAGGAGUUCCCACAUAUGCUGAGCACUUGUUGGCUGCUUUUCCUUCACUCUGCCGUUCAACUCAUCCCAAACCAUCUCAAUUGGGUUGAGGUUGGGGGAUUGUGGAGGCCAGGUCAUCUGAUGCAGCACUCCAUCACUCUCCUUCUUGGUAAAAUAGCCCUAACACAGCCUGGAGGUGCGUUGGGUCAUUGUCCUGUUGAAAAACAAAUGAUAGUCCCACUAAGCCCAAACCAGAUGUGAUGGCGUAUCGCUGCAGAAUGGUGUGGUAGCCAUGCUAGUUAAGUGUGCUAGUUAAGUGAAUUCUAAAUAAAUCACAGACAGUGUCACCAGCAAAGCACCCCCACACCAUAACACCUCCUCAUCCAUGUGUUACGGUGGGAAAUACACAUGCGUAGAUCAUCCGUUCACCCACACUGCGUCUCACAAAGACACGGCGGCUGGAACCAAAAAUCUCCAAUUUGGACUCCAGACCAAAGGACAUAUUUCCACCAGUCUAAUGUCCAUUGCUAAUGUUUCUUGGCCCAAGUAAGUCUCUUCUUCUUAUUGGUGUCCUUUAGUAGUGGUUUAUUUGCAGCAAUUCGACCAUGAAGGCCUGAUUCACACAGUCUCCUCUGAACCGUUGAUGUUGAGAUGUGUCUGUGACUUGAACUCUGUGAAGCAUUUAUUUGUGCUGCAAUUUCUGAGGCUGGUAACUCUAGUUAACUUAUCUUCUGCAGCAGAGGUAACUCUGGGUCUUCCAUUCCUGUGGCGGUCCUCAUGAGAGACAGUUUCAUCAUUGCGCUUGAUGGUUUUUGCGACUGCACUUGAAGAAACUUUCAAAGUUCUUGAAAUGUUCUGUAUUGACUGACCCUCAUGUCUUAAAGUAAUGUUGGACUGUCGUUUCUCUUUGCUUAUUUGAGCUGUUCUUGCCAUAAUAUGGACUUGGUCUUUUACAAAAUUGGGCUAUCUUCUGUAUACCCUCCCCUUCUGUAUACUCUCCUUUUUUCUGGCCACUCUUCCGUAAAGCCCAGCUCUGUGGAGUGUACGGCAUAAAGUGGUCCUAUGGACAGAUACUCCAAUCUCCACUGUGGAGCUUUGCAGCUCCUUCAGGGUUAUCUUUGGUCUCUUUGUUGCUUCUCUGAUUAAUGCCCUCUUGCCUGGUCCGUGAUCUGUACUUUCCACAACUUUGUCCCUGACCUGUUUGGAGAGCUCCUUGGUCUUCAUGGUGUCGCUUGCUUGGUGGUGCCCCUUGCUUAGUGGUGUUACAGACUCUGGGGCCUUUCAGAACAGGUGUAUCAUGUGACAGAUCAUGUGACACUUAGAUUGCACACUUUUCCAUUUAUUUAUUUUUUAGAUUUUUCAUUUCACUUCACCAAUUUGGACAUUACAUUAAAUUCAAAUAAAAAUCCAUUGAAAUUACAGGUUGUAAUGCAACAAUAUAGGAAAAACACCAAGGGGGGUGAAUACUUUUUCAAGGCACUGUAUCUGACAGUUUCAUUUGGCCCCUCAGUAAUCUGUGAGUGCCACCCUAGUCUCCCCACCCAGAGUGGGGCUCGUAAACACCCAGAGACCCAUGGAUCUCCAGGCCUGGUGGGCACUACUCAUCCCAGGCCAAAGUCAUCAUAUUCAGGCCUGCUAAGGCCGGCUAAGCCUCAGACCCCCAUCCACAGUCGCCAGGGCAUAAGCCUCUGUUUAGUUUGGGCAUUAGGGGUAAUCCCGAAAGAGGGGGAUGGGGCAGAGGGUUGGAGGGAGGGGAGAGAGGGUGGCUGGUGGAUGAGUGUGGAGUAUAGGGAGAGGUGUUGAGUGAUCAAUGUAGAGGAGGAUUUUGUGGGUUUUGAUAUAGAGCGAGGGAUGGAGGGAUGGGGUGGUUACUCUAUCUAUAAGAUGGCUCUGCUUCAAGGCGAAUGGGGACGAUGGCGCCAGUGUCAACUCAACUGUUCCCUCGGAGUGUGUAGUGAUUCAACGCUCUCUCUCUGCUGUCACAGAGCUAGUUAGAGACCAGGUGUUGCCCUUCACACUGAGUUUACGUGUGUGUGUGUGUGUGUGUGUGUGUGUUUGUGUCUUCACAGCUCAGGGCCUAGCUAUGCUCUGUCCUGCCUGUUGCGUGCCAGCAGCAUUCCAGGGCUUCUAUUCAUUACCACAGACAGAUGGAGCCGACCUCGCUGUGUCACACACACACUCACAUACAGUAUAGUUCACAAACACACACCACACACACACACACACACACACACACACAUACACACACUUAGAGAGUAGAUUAAUGCAGGCACACAUACUCAUGAACACAUACAUUGCGCACACACUCACACCAUCUUACACACACUCCCACACACACACACACACACACACACACACACACACACACUAUGUCACGUAGCCUCUGUGGUGCCAGAAGGUUAUAAUGUCCUGGUGCCAGUCUGGCCUCCCUGAAGAGGUGAUAACUGAUACUGAAUGGCCCUGGGCCUGGCUAAUGAACAGACACAUCUCUCGUCGGCUGUGUGACUAUAUAACAGUGCCAAAGAAAGAACGUCAUGUGAACUAGACACAGUGGAGGCUGGUGAGGAGUGGACGGCUCAUAGUAAUUGGUGGACUAGAAUGAAUGAGCCCGUCCCCGGCAAAGUUCCACCAGCCACCACUGACAUGACAUGUGCCUAAGGUUGCAAAAUAAAUUCCCUGGUUUUCCUGAAAUCCUGGUUGGAAGAUUCCCCGAAUAAAACCAGGAUUUCUUGAAAACCAGUUAUACAGAUAAUUAUCUUAGACCAACUGUACAUGAAUGGUGUAGUACCUAUAUAUUCAGAGACCAUCACUGGUCUGGGGCUUAAAGACAGUGAUACUGAAUUAGUGAUAUAUUAAUAGACUAGCCUGUUAUGUAAGUGUUACAGGCAUCUUGGAGUGACAGGAGUGAGAGGGGGAGACCUAAGAGAGGGGACCGUGAGAGGGGACAGAAGACUUGAAGUGAGAGGAGGCGGAGGACAGGGGUGCGUGGCAGUCACCCGUUAACACCCUGUUUGUGGAGCAGGUUGACCCAACAUAGUGGUGUUUCUACUAUAGGGUGGCAGGUCUGUAGGGUGCUAUGUAUGGAUGUGCAUGAUGUAAGCUAUUUAAAGGUGUCACGCCCUGGCUCUGGGGACUCUUUAAUGUUGAGCCAGGGUGUUAGUUCCUAUGUUUAGUUGUUCUAUGUGUUUAUUCUAGAUCGUUAGAUCUAGUUGGCCAGGUGGUUUCCGAUCAGAGGCAGCGUUGCUCGUUGUUCUCUGAUUGGGAUCCAUAACUUAGCAUCCUGUUUUGCACAUUAUUGUGGGAUCUUGUUCUGUAUAGGGUUGGUGUUGUAACCUUUAGACUUCACGUAUUGUUUGGUUGUGGUGGUAUACUCAUUAAAUUGUUAGCCUAUCACGAGCUGCGCCUUGGUCCGCUUCUUACGACGAUCGUGACAAAAGGACAUAUAUUAGGGUGUAUAUUACAUUACUUCUGCUGUGUUGAUGCCUGGGCCACAGUGUUGGGCCUUGUGUCGGAUGUGUGAAGGGUCAGGUCACUGUGAUAAUCCUUACAGGAAACGUGUGUCCUUGACAGAGGUGCUUUAUCUUUCAAUAUCAAUCAAAAUAUUGCUCACAUCCUUUGUCAACCAACGAGAUAUAGUUUCACAUGUUCUAUUUCAAAUGUGUUCAUAGUCUGUUCUCUAUGUGAAUUGGUUUAUGUUCUGGUGUGGUUUGUACACUUUGCAUGGUUGGACAAUGUAGUGUAGUGUAGCGUUUAUAUCAAAUAAUUAUUACUUAAAUGCUAUAGCAGUAAAUAAUAGCCAUCUUUGAAAUACCGUAGUUUCCCACGUUACAGUCAGUCGUAGCCAGUGGUAGUCAGUCGUAGUCAGUGUUAGCCAGUGUUAGCCAGUGGUAGUCAGUCGUAGCCAGUGGUAGUCAGUGCCUCUGUCAAGCCCUCACGUAAAGAUAUAUCCUAGCGUAAAGUAGUGUUCAGGAUGGAUUCUCUGACAACAAUGCUGCUAUGGAACAGCUGUGUAAGGCAGGAAUACCUUUAGGGGUCAGAGGUCAAACCAGCACCACAAUACGUUGCCCCAUUGUUGUCCCAACAUUACCUCUGUGUCAGGAGUGUCACUGUCACUCAGAGAACUGGGGGGGGGGGGGGGGACACAAGGACACAUGCCACAACAGACACACUGGUAUGUGUAGAGAAGACUAAUGAAGUUGAUUUGACACAUAGGUAACGUCCUCUGGAAACCUCAAUGAUAAAAGACAGACAGAAAUAUGAGACUUCUGACUUACCCAUGAUUAACUACAUUUGUUGUUAGCGUUUGCUUAUUUGUUUGUUUAUUUUAUUUAUUUUGUAUUUAUUUAUUUUUUAUUUGUGUGUGUUUGCUUUUCUUCUCAAGUUCAUACACUGUUGUGCUCUCUCUCUCUCUUCCUCUCUCUCCCCUCUCUCUCUCUAUCUCUCCUCCUUUCCACACACCCCUCCCUCCCUCUCCCUCUCUCUCUCUCUCUCCCACUCUCCCCCUCUCAGGAGUGAGAGUACAGUGCAGCUCCAGAGGUUCUUUGACAGUGACAACUACUGUCUGAUCCUCCCCCCGGACCUCAAGUCAGCCAUCGCUGCUGUCACAUACAUGGCUGAGCAGCUGAAGAAGCAGGACAGCACCGACUCGGUGAGAUACACACACACACACACAGACACACACACACACACACAGACAGACAGACACACAGACACACAGACACACACACACACAGUGUUCCCAGCAUGCCCUGGUGAUGUCCAUGUGUCACUGCGGACAUACUGCGCUUCAUUCUUCAUCACUUACAUACUUUCGUGUCUCUCUAUCUCUUUGUGUGUGCGCACGUCCCUCUGUUUGUGUGUGUGUCUGUGUGUAUUCCCCCCUAUAGGAGACAGGAGACUGGCAGUACAUAGCCAUCGUGGUAGACAGGCUGUUCCUGUGGCUGUUUGUCAUCAUCACUACUCUGGGGACUCUGGCCAUGUUCAUGGACGCCAGACUCAACUACACCCCAGACGAACCCUUCCCCCUGAGGCCGUAG